Molecule: messenger RNA, 770 nt
Organism: Trypanosoma cruzi
Lineage: Eukaryota; Euglenozoa; Kinetoplastea; Trypanosomatida; Trypanosomatidae
Exons: 1
Source: RefSeq, a predicted model, not a curated record
UUCGUGAGUUUUUUAUAUGUACAUCUGCCGAAGCGGAGGAAUUUGGGGAGAUGAGCAAUAAUAAUGAGCUGGUGAGGUCCCUAACAGAGGGGACGCCGGCGCAAACUACGGUUCUUAGUGAGGUUGUCAAGCAGUGGACUGGACGAAGCAAGGCAGUUAUCUUCUGCGAGGGUGCUGGUAGCAUGGGUGGAACUGAACUGAGUGAACUCGUGCUGCUGCGCGAGGUCCUUGUGAAUCGCUACGGGUUUGAGGUGUUUGCUGUGACAGAUUCUAAUGCAAGUAAAAUGUCCGGCAUUCUCCAGGAAAUUGCUUCCUUGGGGACAAAGCGACUGUUCCUAUUUUGUCUAACGCAGUCUGACUCGCCAUCGUCACCGCUGACCUUUUCUUUCAAUGACGGUUCGGUCCUUCCUCUUCGUGAUGCACUGCAGGAGGCAUUGGACAUUGAGCGUGUUGUGUUGGUCCACUGCCAACGCAUGAAGCUGACCAUUCUGUCUGCGUUGAAUGGGCGUGGUGGGACAUUCCUUUCAGUAGAGCUCACGGAGGCAGCACGGAACGAGUUACGGGCGGGCCGCUGCUGGCUGUUUGAUAACUUGCUCACCCCUGCCGUCACAGAACUCCUUUCACUUGAUGAGAAACCCAUGUUGUGCCCAGAGGACCUGGUCACCUACACGAUUACGGCGUUGACGUCCCUCAGGGUGGAAUUUGGAAGCUUUACAGAGGGUGAAACGUUACGUAUGGGCUUCUUCGUUCCAUGUGACCUCGUUGAAUAG